This is a messenger RNA of Vombatus ursinus (common wombat), 3424 nucleotides long. Its product is annotated as zinc finger protein 184-like. The transcript is spliced from 4 exons. Gene Ontology annotation, molecular function: DNA-binding transcription repressor activity, RNA polymerase II-specific. The coding region runs from base 1 to 1761 and encodes 586 amino acids. NCBI's taxonomy places the organism in Eukaryota, Metazoa, Chordata, Mammalia, Diprotodontia, Vombatidae. Gene Ontology annotation, biological process: negative regulation of transcription by RNA polymerase II. The record is from RefSeq and is a predicted model, not a curated record.
AUGGCCCCAGCGGCCAGGCAGGAGGCAGUGACGUUCCAGGAUGUGGCUGUGGACUUCACCUGGGAAGAAUGGGCAUGCCUGGCCCCUUCUCAGAAGGAAUUGUACAAGGACGUGAUGCUGGAGAACUACAGGACCCUGGUCUGCCUUGGACUGGCAGUGUCCAAGCCAGGUGUUCGUGGCCAGGUGGACCAAGGGGAAGCGCUUUGGAUGCCAGAGAGAGAAGACUCAGGAAGCAGCCUUCGAGGUUGGAAGAAUAGGUCUGACACAGACGAGUCAGCUCCAGACAUAGAAGCCUGGGAAUGUAAAGCCAGGUUACGGAAGCAGGAGCGCAAUGAAGAUAAACAUUCUAGACUAGACCUAAGAAAACAGAAUCGAAUCAGCUCAAAGAAGAUAUUUUCUAAAUCUAAUGAAUGUGGGAAACUCAUCAGUUAUAAUUCAGACCUUAGUAAGUGUCAGAAAGUUCACAUUGCGAAGAAACCUUAUGAAUGUAAUGAAUGUGGCAAGAGCUUCCCAUGGAGUUCUCAUUUUAUUAAACAUCAGCGAAUACAUACUGGAGAGAAACCCUGUGGACCUAAUCAAUGUGAAAGGGCCUUCUGCUCAGGCAGAAGACUUACUGAACGUCAGAGGAUUCAUAGUGGAGAGAAAUUUUAUGAAUGUCACAUAUGUGGGAAAACUUUCUGCCACUUCACAGAACUUACUCAGCAUCAAGCAGUUCAUAGAGGAGAGAAUCCAUUUGAAUGUGUUGAAUGUGGAAAGACCUUCAGCCGGAGUUCACAACUUAUUGUACAUCAGAGGAUUCAUGCUGGAGAGAAACUGUAUGAAUGUCAUGACUGUGGGAAGGCCUUCCAUUGGUGUUCACGGCUUAUUCAACAUCAGAGAAUUCACAGUGGAGAGAAACCUUAUGAAUGUAAUGAAUGUGGGAAGGCAUUUCGCCAGAGAAUACAACUUACUGUACAUCAGAGAAUCCAUACAGGAGAGAAGCCUUAUGAAUGUAAAGAAUGUGGGAAGGCCUUCCACCGAAGCACAGGCCUCACACAACAUCAGAAAAUUCAUACUGGAGAGAAACCUUAUGAAUGCAACGAAUGUGGGAAGGCCUUCUGCCGGAGCUCACAACUUAAUCAACAUCAGAGAAUUCAUACUGGAGAGAAACUUUAUGAAUGUAGUGAAUGUGGGAAGGCCUUCUGCCGUAGGUCACAACUUACACAACAUCAGAUAAUUCAUACUGGAGAGAAACCAUAUGAAUGUAGUGAGUGUGGGAAGGCUUUCCACCAGAGCUCACAACUUAUUCGACAUAAAGUAAUUCAUACAGGAGAGAAACCUUUUGAAUGUAAUCAAUGUGGGAAGGCCUUCCAUAGAAAUACAGGACUUACACAACAUCAAAGAAUUCAUACUGGAUGGAAACCUUUUGAAUGUAAUGAAUGUGGGAAGGCCUUCCACAGGAGCACUGGACUAGUACAACACCAGAGAAUUCAUACUGGAGAGAAACCAUAUGAAUGUAAGGUAUGUGGGAAAACCUUCCGCAGGAGCUCACAACUUACUCAGCACAAGGUAAUUCAUACUGGAGAGAAACCUUAUGAAUGUAAUGAAUGUGGGAAGGCCUUCUGCUGGAGCUCACAGCUUACUCGACAUCAGAAAAUUCAUACUGGAGAGAAACUUUCUGAAUAUAGCAUGCAUGAGAAUGCCUUCCACACAGAGAAACUACUUAAUCAACACCACAGAAUGCAUACUGGAGAGAAGCCUCAUGAAGUUAAGUCCUUAUGAAUAUGAUGAAAGUGAGAAGGGUUCACACAGAGCAAACACUACGGAAAACUAGAUAAGUCAAACUAAAGCAAAACCCUAUAGAUGAAAUGAAUCCAUGCCUAGUUGCCCUCUGUGGCUGCUCUAAACUUUUUUCACUCUCCCGAAAAGUCCCAAGCCGCCUCCUUUGUCCUCUCACACUUUAUAGCAGACACUGUUGUGCACUCUUAAAUUACUGAGAAAGUUGUAGAAAAAUGGAAGGGACUUCCUGUAUUUAGUCCACUCAUCACAAAUGCCCAGAAUUCUGAACUACUUCCUCCUUCCUGUUACCAUGGCAAGUGCAGUCUUCUCCCUCUUCUUUCCAAAGGCUGAUUCCUUUGCCUAUGCCUUGAUGCCACCAGUUCCUUUUUAGUCCAGGGCAUUACUUUGGCAGUCAUUCCCAUUUUUCUUUACGUCUUAAACCUCUCCCACUGGCCCCUUCUGAACUUUAUUUUUAGGUAUCCUGAUUUCCCAAAAACAAAAAAAUCUCUAUCCAUCCAUUCACCAACCUAUCUCUUUUUUUCAUUGCCAGACCUCUUGAAAAUUCUUCUGAUUUCCAAUAAUAAUAAAUGGCAUUUACGUAGCACUGGAAAGUUUACAACAACAUUAACGUAUCUUAGUUGAAUCUCACAAAAAUCCUGUGAAGAAACGAUGGCAGGCAUUAUGAUCCUUUUUAUAGGUGGAGAAAAAUGUGACUUGGGUUUAAGUGACUUGUCUGUAGGCAUACAGCUACUCCUGGACCGUCAUUAUCUCACUACCCGUCAAUGUGCAAUCUGUAGCAAGGAGACGCUGGUGACUUCUGACUUCCUAAGUACGAUGGCCUUUGCAAUACACCCUUGUUUGUCUAUAUAGUAUUUGAUGUAGUUCAUCAUCUUUUCCUUCCAGCUACACUGUGCCCUUCUGUAUUCCAAAAUGCCACACUCUUGUGGUUAAUAAGAACAACUUGAAUUUAAGUGAUACCUUUAAGAUUUUUAGAAUGCUUUUCUCCCCACAUCCAACAAUCCUUUGAAGUAGGCUGAACAAGUAAUAGUUGUUGCAUCCUAGAGACCAGGAAACUGAGAGGGUUACUUGCUUUUGAGACCGUAGUUGUUGAGAUCCCGGGGUCCUGACGUCAAGGCCAUCAGUCUUUCCACUACACCAUGUUGAUUUUCCUCCUUUAUCUGUACCUGCUUCUUUGAUUUCUUUGCUGAUUCAUUUUCCCACUCCCUUAAAUAGCACAUUCCCCCACCAGUCCCUGACUAGGACCUAAGAUUUAUACUGCCCUGAUGAAUGGCCCCAUAGUCUUCUUUUCUUCAUUUUCCACAUGGAAAAUGGGUAUCCCUGUCAGCUAGGGCUCACAGAAAACCCUAGGCAUGGGUAUCCAUGUCAGAAGCAAAGGCGGGGAACCUCUGAAAAGGCCUGACUCAGUAACACAGGCAAUACCAAAAUGGCUUCUUACUGCCUCUAGCAUAGUUUAAACUCUUCUGAUUUUUUAAAGCCUUUACAACCUGGCUCCAAAUUACCUUUCCAACGUCAUAUAUUAUUCUCUUCACAUUCUAUGGUCAAAUCAAUAGGCAUUUGGUAAGUACUCAAUAUGUGCCAGGCACUGUGCAAAGUGCUGGGGAUACAAAGAAAGGCAGAAAACAUGGUCCACAUCCUCAAAGAGUUC